AUGCUAGCAGAUCUACAGGAGGCCGCAGAGUUUCCACUGAUAACUAGAAGAAUGUUAGCGAAACCGUCAAGAAUUGAGCACCCCUGGAGCUCGUGGAACAUGGUAAAUUCCAACGAGUCCCUCUUCAUGGAGACCAUUAUCGUGCAACUACUUUCGCUUGUAGUGUUGGUUAUUAACAGCAAACCACUACUUUCAACGCAGCUCCCUGCGCGUGUCUUUUCUUCUUCUCACCUUCGCGUGGUAAAAGCGCAAGUGGAGGUGGAAGUGGAGAUUCCCUGGGAAACCCCAAUCGGGCAGCCGCUGUCACGGGGUGUUCAUGUCUCGUGUCUCCUGAUAUUUCCGAGGUCAUCGUCUGAUUGA
Aspergillus neoniger CBS 115656 is the source of this 360-nucleotide messenger RNA. RefSeq lists its product as uncharacterized. Bases 1 to 360 code for a protein of 119 amino acids. NCBI's taxonomy places the organism in Eukaryota, Fungi, Ascomycota, Eurotiomycetes, Eurotiales, Aspergillaceae. The transcript has 3 exons. The record is from RefSeq and is a predicted model, not a curated record.